Messenger RNA from Fulmarus glacialis (Northern fulmar), 2225 nucleotides. RefSeq names its product FERM, RhoGEF (ARHGEF) and pleckstrin domain protein 1 (chondrocyte-derived) (gene FARP1). Gene Ontology annotation, molecular function: guanyl-nucleotide exchange factor activity. The transcript is spliced from 18 exons. NCBI's taxonomy places the organism in Eukaryota, Metazoa, Chordata, Aves, Procellariiformes, Procellariidae. The record is from RefSeq and is a predicted model, not a curated record. Gene Ontology annotation, cellular component: cytoskeleton. The annotation marks the transcript as partial.
GUACCUAUUUGCAUUGCAAGUGAAGCAGGACCUGGCACAGGGAAGGCUAACCUGUAAUGAUACCAGCACUGCCCUCUUAAUCUCACACAUAGUACAGUCUGAGAUUGGGGAUUUUGAUGAAACCAUAGAUCGUGAACACUUAGCGAAGAACAAGUAUAUACCUCAUCAAGAAGCACUAGAAGACAAAAUCAUGGAAUUUCACCGUAGUCACAUGGGACAGACACCAGCAGAGUCUGACUUCCAGCUUCUGGAGAUUGCCCGUCGGCUGGAGAUGUAUGGAAUACGCUUGCAUCCAGCCAAGGACAGGGAAGGGACAAAAAUCAACCUGGCUGUUGCCAACACAGGCAUUCUGGUGUUUCAGGGUCACACCAAGAUCAAUGCCUUCAACUGGGCUAAGGUUCGAAAGCUGAGCUUCAAGAGAAAACGUUUCCUUAUCAAACUACGGCCUGAUGUGAAUAGUUCAUUCCAGGACACCCUGGAAUUCCUUAUGGCCAGUCGAGAUUUUUGCAAGUCUUUCUGGAAGAUCUGUGUGGAGCAUCAUGCCUUUUUCAGGCUUUUUGAGGAACCUAAACCAAAGCCUAAACCCGUUCUUUUUUCUAGAGGUUCAUCAUUUAGGUUCAGUGGUCGGACUCAGAAGCAAGUUCUUGACUACGUUAAAGAAGGAGGGCACAAAAAAGUGCAGUUUGAAAGGAAACACAGCAAGAUUCAUUCCAUCAGGAGUCUGACUGCACAGCCUUCAGAACAGCAUACAGAGGUGCCAAAACAAAGCUCUAGCUUUGCCUAUGGAGAUGACAAUGAUGCUGCAGCAGUGCAGAGCUGCCGGCAAGGGAAGGAAUUGAAGGCUUCAACAGAAGGCACUGGACAGCACAGGAGCCCUUCCUUGAAGAAGAGCCCAAAGGAAGGCAGAAAGGUGGAUGGAGCAGUGGUGUCAACAGUGGAGGAAGAAGAGGAGGCUGCUAAGGACAGGAUGCAGCAGAACAGACCUCAGUCACAGCAACCAAGCACAGGCUCUCUGACUGGCAGCCCUCACCUUUCAGAGCUUUCCAUCAAUUCCCAAGGAGGACCAUCGGUGGCAAAUAUGUCUUUAUCUCCAAACUUGAGCCCUGAUGCCAAGCAGUCAUCUCCCUUGAUCAGCCCUUUGCUGAAUGACCCAUCAUGCAUCAGGACUGACGACGAGGAAGAGGUCAAAAGAAAGAGAUUCCCAACUGAGAAAGCUUACUUCAUUGCUAAAGAAGUAGCAACCACAGAACGAACAUACCUGAAGGACCUUGAAGUCAUCACAUCGUGGUUUCAGAGUGCAGUGAGUAAAGAGGAUUGCAUGCCCGAAACAUUGAAAAAUCUCAUUUUCUCCAACUUCGAACCUUUGCACAAAUUUCACACUGGUUUUCUCAAGGAAAUUGAGCAGAGACUUGCUCUGUGGGAAGGCCGCUCUAAUGCUCACAUUAAAGGAGAUUACCAAAGAAUCGGAGAUGUUAUGCUAAAGAACAUUCAGAGUAUGAAGCAACUGACAAUUCACCUGUGGAAGCACAAUGAGAUUUUAAUGGAGUUGGAGAACGGGAUCAAGAACUCUCGCAAGCUGGAGACCUUUUGCAGGGAUUUUGAGCUACAGAAAGUCUGCUACUUGCCUCUCAAUACCUUCCUUCUCAGACCUUUACACAGGCUUAUGCACUACAAGCAGAUAAUGGAGAGGCUUUGCAAACACUAUCCACCAAGCCACAUAGACUUCAGGGAUUCAAGAGCUGCUUUGGCUGAGAUUUCUGAAAUGGUGGCUCAACUCCAUGGCAAUAUGAUAAAGAUGGAGAACUUCCAGAAGCUGCAUGAACUCAAGAAAGACUUGAUAGGCAUAGACAAUCUGGUGAUAGCAGGAAGGGAGUUCAUUAGAUUGGGCAGUCUUAGUAAGUUGUCUGGAAAAGGUUUACAGCAACGGAUGUUCUUCCUGUUUAACGAUAUCUUGUUGUACACAAGUAGAGGCCUGACAGCAUCAAAUCAGUUUAAAGUCCACGGGCAUCUUCCACUGUAUGGCAUGACAAUAGAAGAAAGUGAAGAGGAAUGGGGGGUUCCUCAUUGUCUGACACUACGAGGUCAACACCAGUCCAUCGUUGUUGCUGCAAGUACCCAUGCCGAAAUGGACAAAUGGACUGAGGACAUCCAGAUGGCAAUAGACCUGGCAGAGAAAAGCAGUGGCCCUGCCCCAGAGUUACUGGCUAGCAGCCCACCUGACAAUA